UAUACACGCUAUUUUAAAAUAUUCACUGUUAUCAGUACUUGCUGUAAAUACAACUUUGUAUUUAUAAAUUAAGUGAUUUCAAUUAUGUUUGAAAUAUCAACAUUUAAUGUGGAUAAACUUAUACAUACAUUUAUUCAAAAUUUUGGUUUAAAAAUCAAAUCUUCUGCUUACAACAAUUCCAACAAAGUUGCUUUUGUAUCUUAUGUAGACAGAACAUGUAAAAUCAAGCAACAGUUAUCUUGUUCAACAGCAAAAAUUAAUGAAAUUAAUAUGCAACAACAGUGGGAUUUUACUAAUGAAAAAGAUAUACAACGUUUUAUAGAGAAACAUACUAAUUUUUUUGAUAAAAUGAUUUUCUUGAAGAAUACAGGUAUAUUAACAUCUCCUUUAAAAAAUAUCAACACUAAAAUUCUUCAGAAAGUUAGAAAAAAGAAAAAAGAUCAUGAAAAUACAAAGAAAACUGAAACUAAAAUAAAGAAGAAGAGAAGUUUAUUGUCUCCUCUGUUGCACAAAGAUAAAUGUCCUAAUUUGUUUAAGUAUAAAAGAAAUAAAUAUAAAAAAACUACAGUGUGUGCAAAUUCAAACAUACUUAGUAAUGAUAUAAUUACACAUAGUGAUCAUAAAGAUAUAAAUAUUUUUAAAACAAAUAAUGAUAAUCAGAAAGAUUUUUUAAAUCACAAUUUAUCAGAUAGUAUGAUGAACAUUACAAAAAGAAAAAUAGAAACAGCUAAAAAAUUGUUAUGGUUGCAUACCAAAGAUAAAAAAUAUAUAAAAAGAAAUAUAGAAAUUAUUCUUCAUAUAUCAAAGAAAUCAAAUUAUUGUAGUAUGCAAAAUCAAAUGAAAUAUAGUCAAGUUCUUUGCCAUCAUGCAAUUUUAUGUCUGAUCGAGCCCAGCAAAAGAGCAGUUGUUUUAUUUGAAGAUGAUCUAUCAACUGUCAUUGAAAAAUAUUUAUUACAUGGGUAUAAGUAUAAUUUUGAAUCUCAAAGGUAUUUUAAUUGAAAAGAUAAAAAAACAUAAGAAUAUAUU
This is a messenger RNA of Osmia lignaria (orchard mason bee), 1026 nucleotides long. NCBI's taxonomy places the organism in Eukaryota, Metazoa, Arthropoda, Insecta, Hymenoptera, Megachilidae. The record is from RefSeq and is a predicted model, not a curated record.